Fonticula alba is the source of this 1374-nucleotide messenger RNA. RefSeq lists its product as hypothetical. The record is from RefSeq and is a predicted model, not a curated record. NCBI's taxonomy places the organism in Eukaryota, Rotosphaerida, Fonticulaceae. The transcript has 5 exons. The coding region runs from base 1 to 1374 and encodes 457 amino acids.
AUGCUGCAGUCCAACGCUGCGCCGGUCGGCGGGUCGGGACUCACGCCGCCCCCCUCGCCGGCCACGCAGUCCGGGCUGGAGGCAGCGGUGGCGCCCACCACCGACAGCCUGCCCACCCCGUCGACGGUGUUGCCGCAGCACCGGCGGUGCGAGGCGUGUGCCACGUCGCUCCUUCGGUCGACCGCCCUCCUGGUGACCCCCUGUGGGCAUGUGGUGUGCGAGCGGUGCCGCGACCACACCUUCGCCGCGCCCAACGCCCCGGCCCGGUGCCACUGCGGGCUGUCCCUGCGCGGGGCCGACGACUUCCGGCCCCCUCGGUGGGAGUGGAUGGGCAUCGAGCGGGACCUCUGGGCGCGGGAGACCCUGGCCGCGCACAUCCGCACCCGCGAGUCUUUCGACCCGCUGCCGGAGUUCGCGUCUGUCAUCUCGCCGGACGAGUGCGACCGGGCCUACGACGAUUACCUGGAGAAUGUGGAGGAAAUCUUCAUCCGCCUCGCCCAGCGUCAGAACGUCGACCAGCAGCUGUUUCUCUUUGCCUGCGCCACGCUGGCCCCCCCGCCCGGAUGUAGCCUGCCCCUGGGCGGCAAGGCGCAGGAUGGCCCGGCCGCCGCCACGGCCGCCGAGCGCCGGAGGCGGGCCCGACAGGCCGGCGUCGCGGCCGCCCUGUCACUCCCCCAGUUCGAGUGGCGCCGGGCUUUGCCGGAUCCCUUCACGGCGGACCCCGCCGCGGCCGGCCUUCCCCGGUCGGAAUCGGCCUCGAGCAGUGUCUCCGCCUCUCAGAGCAUGAGCCUGCUCGGCGGGCGGGGGAAUCGCUCCCGCCAUGUGGCUGGCUCGAAUUUGCGUGAGUGGCGUGCUCGCGAGGGGGACGCCACCUGGACCCCUUUCGAAGCCAUUCGCGCGUUGGCCAUCCAGCUGGAGGCCCGCGCGCGCGCCAACGCCCAGAAUCUUUCAAAGAGCCGCGCCGCGUCGCAGGCCGCCGCCGAUCAGGCCGCCGCCGCCGCGGCCAAUGUCCCCUUCGACCCGAUGGAGGGAUGUUACUACACGGAUGCCAACCGUGCUCUCUCGCUGCUCGCUCUUCAAAAUAUCAAUGUCCCACCGCCUCCGGGUCCGGACGGCAAGCCCGGGCCUCCGGCGGAGCCCUUCGCCUGGACUCAGGGGCUGUGGCUCCAGGAAAAGUCCCAAACAACCGACGACAUGCGCCAGAUCGCCACCGAGCAGGCUGGCGGCUUCGUACGCGGGUCCAUCUGGCCGGUGCCGGUCUUCCCCCAGCCGGUGGAUGCCAAGGUCUUUUUCAGCGGGAGUGGCGCUCUUGGCGGGGCGCACGCCUGUGUGAUCAACGCCCGCCGGUCGCAGCAUUACACCCCAACGCAGUGA